AUGUGGAACUGUAGCACGCCAAUACCAAAUGCCCAUCCUCGAAUAGGAACUCCAAUGCCUUACUCUUCUCAAUCUAAACAAAGCUCAGCAUCUCAUUCAAGCACCCCCUCAUCCCUAAGCCCUCAAUCUUUUUCUCUUCGCCCUGAAUGUAUCAACUACUUGGUCUGCAACUAUUGUGCUGAUCCUUUCAGUGAUUAUGUGUUCUCCUGCACAACUCAUCAUGAAGUAAAAAUUUGUGGAAACUGUAUGAGAAAGAAAAACACCUGCUUUUAUUGUAAACGAGAUAUGGUGCGUAAUCACCAAAUUGAAGAAAUCUUAGGGAUGAUCUCACUUUUAUGUGAGCUAUGUGGACAACAAGUCAGGAUGUCUGAUCUUUCUAGACACAAAAAGACCUGCGGAGUUAACAGAAUUCAUUAUUGUUCAUAUGAAACUGGGGAAAAUAGAUGUGGAUUCUAUAGCGAAUAUGCUAACGCGAUAUUCACACAUUAUAUGGAAUGCCAUCACGUAGCUGAAGUAUCAGGCUCAAGUGACGUAAUUGUGCUGCCUCAUGCACAAAUACAGUUUAAUUUGAGAGAUCUGGAAAAGCCAUUGAAAUCUCUAUAUUCUUUUUCAUAAUAAAUAAAUUUUUCUAUAUAUAUUGCUCUUAACCUAUUUAAUAUAUUUUUACUAUACACAGUUUACCGUGCUUUACAUCAUUAUAUUAUAUUUAUAUUUUAAAUAUUCAAGGUACAAAACUACUACUCGAGUUCUUGUAUAGAACAAGCACUCGGUCGUUUCUCUUCAUUCUGAGAUCAGAACAACAGUUAAGUGUGCAGCUGCAGCUUUUAGUUCCAAAAGUGUCAGUUUUUGGAUUAUCAAGCUGCCUGCAAGGUGAUCAAGUUGAAUACCGAGAAGGAAACACAAUCCUCUUCACGUCAGGAACUCCUAUGCAUAUUGAUCAAUCCGAUAUAAUUCGAAGUAUCUGUGCAUUUGAGUUGGAUGUCUUUGAAGUCUUUGAAAAAUACUCUAUGAUUCAUGGAGAUUGCAGAUUUGUACAAUUCGGGAUUAAGUUGCAUCAAUAA
Blepharisma stoltei is the source of this 1061-nucleotide messenger RNA. Lineage: Eukaryota; Ciliophora; Heterotrichea; Heterotrichida; Blepharismidae. The record is from the annotation of a GenBank genome assembly.